Mercenaria mercenaria is the source of this 3845-nucleotide messenger RNA. RefSeq lists its product as uncharacterized. Bases 1744 to 2421 code for a protein of 225 amino acids. Lineage: Eukaryota; Metazoa; Mollusca; Bivalvia; Venerida; Veneridae. The record is from RefSeq and is a predicted model, not a curated record. The transcript has 5 exons.
AUGUUAUGCCACUCCUGGAUAAUUGCUUCGGUUGGUUUCACGAGUUGUCCUCGAUUUGCAUACCUGCAGCAGAACGGCGUCAACAUUCUUGAUUGGCCUGCGCUAUCUUCCGACAUGUCGCCAAUUGAGCACCUGUGGGACGCGCUCGACAAGGCGAUCCGCCAGCGUCAUAGACAGCCUGGAAACCUACAAGAACUAACCAAUGCGAUUAUCCAGGAGUGGCGUAACAUUCCAAUUAACUUUGUGUGUCGUUUGAUCGCAUCAAUGCGAAGAAGAUGUUUAGCUGUGGUGAAUACUGCUGGAGGCCACACCCGCUAUUGACUGAUCCUGCGAACUUUUAAAAUGCACCAUUCAAUCAAUUAAUGCAUUUUAUUGUUUUUUUGUUAAGGUAUUAGGUCACUAAUAGUAAUGUUUACAAAAUGGCCUUUGCUUGGUAUAUUCUGAAAGGUAACCGUGUUUUGCACUAUUUUGCAAAUUUUAAACAACUUUUACCGUGCCGUUUUUAAAAUUUUUUGAAUAACUUAUGGUAUCUCCUCAAGCUCAAGUAGAGACAAAUUUCAAAAUGAUAGCCACUAUCCAAAACGUUUGCAGAGAAGUCAUUUUACCAUUAAUUUCAAUAGAAGAAACAUCAAACUAUUGAUAAACAAUUUUAAAACACAAUAUAAAAAUGUCAAUAUCAUUUUUUCUAUGGUGCCUCAAGUAAACGGAUUUAAUGAGACAGAAUUCAUACUUCAACAUUGAAAAAAUAAGGUCGAAUGAUGUGUUUCUGUUUUGAAUUUUGCUUACACCAUUUGAAAAUAACCUUAGAGAAGACGUAAAACCUACCUAAAUUUCUUCCACAAUAUAUAAUCUAAGAGUGAAAGCAAAAUAGAGAACUUUCACCGUGCGUAACUCAAUAUUUUUAAAGAUUUGUAACUCUACCCCUUCUGUUUAAGUAGUAAAUUCUCUUUGAACACCAAGAAAUUGCUUAUAAGAUUCAUCUUUUUCCAUUUUUGUACAAAACAUCAAUAAUAAGUCUUGAAAGAAGUAAACACUUACUAGUAAAAAAGGAAAAUAAGGAGAAAAAAAAUUGGUCCCAGUAGGGCUUGAACCUAUGCCCCCCUAAGAAUUGCAAUAAAAGUAGGUUUAUGACAGGAAUUGAAUACUCUUCAAAAAGGAGGUUCUCUAUUAGUGAUCUAAUACCUUAAGUUUUUGUUUUUCAUUCUGUUACAGGAUAGUUAUGUGUUACUCAUGUCAAAUUUCGUUGUAUUUGGUUUAAUAUUAAAUAAAAUAUCGAUACUUAUGUACAUAUGGAUCUAUUCUUAUGUACAUAUAGAUCUAUUCUUUAUUCCGGAAUAUAUCAGAAUGUCACAAAUAUCUGCAAUUUCAACUUGUUGAACAGAUGCGUGAUAUACUGCUAUUAAAGCAAUGAUAAAAGUAAACUUCAAUAACUAAUAAAAACCGCAAUCAGCGAUGCCUGAUUGGUAAGAGCCAUUAACAAAAAAAAUGACCUCAUUAUGUUGACAAAAUAUUACAGAUUAAUACUUCACAUGUUCUUUUUAUAAGUCGGAUUAAGUCAGCCAAUCGAUGCUCACAGACAGCUUUUGUUUAGUUAAUGGAAUAAUAUUGAUCAUUGUUAGAUAUUGCAGGUAGUGUGUCAUAUGGAAUUGAGACAAUAUGUAUUCACUGAUUACUAGUAAGUGAUAAAGUUCUAAUGUAGCACUGAAUAUCAAGGCGAGAUGGUAGCAACAAAUUUUAUAAAUAAUGGAACAAAUAGAAACAGUGAGCAAGGUUGUGGAUGAAGCAUACGGCGAGGGCAUAAAUGGACAAAGAAAAACUGCGACGUUCUUGUUAAAAUCAACUGCAUCUGCGUAUAACAAUUAUGCCCAAAUACAGAUCAAAGCAUCAAAUGCGUCUAAAGAAUUAAAAUUGGCUACUAUCAAUGAAAUUGAAACUACAGAAGAAUGCCAGAACCGCGAAACGACAACUGAAAGGUCAAUAGCAGACUGUAGAUUUUAUCUGUCUGAUAGUGAGAGAGAUGAUGCCAUGCCUAGAAAGAAUUGCUCAGAUACAUCCCUUACCCAUAGUGGAAUUAAGAAGGCCUACUACUUUGACAAUCCAAAAUUUAACAACAAAGACGUAACACCUUGGAAUGGACGUACAUCGUUUGCUGACGUUGUCACGGAAGUUAUGCAGGAACAAAUCAAAGUGGACGUUCAUCCUUUUGGGCGUGGUUCAGCAUAUCGCGUCUCACUGGGCGGAGAACAGGCAACAAUACAUAGUGAGGAAGGGGCAUGGUUUAUGUGGGUCUUGGUAACCAUUGUAAUACUUGGAGUAGCAGUUGGUGUCAUAGUAAUGUCACAAAUGUAUCAAGCCACGCAACAACAUAACCAGGGUGCAUUGAACGAAUCAUCUAUGAACUGGAAUGUGACGGAGUACUGAAUGCGUGAUAUAAUUACUUACUGUGUGGUAACUAUAGCAAUAAUAGGAUUGCUAGAUACAAUUUUGAAGCUAAGUGGAAAAGAACUGUAAGAGGAUUCUUUGAAGGGAAAUCAAAGAACCAAGAGAGACUUAUUUGUAGAGUAGGGCGUUGCACAUUUACUUUUCAUGAACCGGCAUAAUCAAACAGGAGUCAUCUAUUUUUGGUGCAUUCGUUUACUCAAAGCUCAAAACUUCAUUCCUAAAGGAAUCCAUCGCCAUGACGGUAUAACAGAAAUGAAGCCAGUUUCGCUUUUUGAUUCUGAGCUCUAAGGAAGGGAGCUACAGUGCCAUUUCUACGUCUUUGGUAUGACGUGGCCGGGGAGGGGAUCGAACUAAUGACGUCCCGCUUUGAAACGGACGUUCUGGCACUAGGGGUUCUUGUUUAGUUAGUUUACACACGUCGUGUACAACUUACAGUUGCUCUUGUCCGUCCAAAUUUUGUCGUGCAUAUCUCAUGAAGUAUUUGACCCAGAGUCAUCAAACCUCACCCGAUGGGUCGAUUAAUUGUUAAUUUGUGUCUCACGCAGUCAGACCAGACUUAUGGCCGCCCCUGAUUGUCAAAAAUAUGCAUAAAGAGGCAUACCGAUUUGUGUCGCAUGUAUCUAAAAGGUAUUUGUCUUAAGAGUCAUAAAACAUUCGGGGAAUGUUAUAUAGUUGUGGAAUUGCGAACCUGGUUUUCUGUUUAAGGUUUCAUUCAAUUAGACCAGAGGUAUCGUCCUUGAAUUAGUGAAAAAUACAAUUAAAGUGCUGCAUAUAUCUUAAAAAUAGUUCACCUUGUUUUACCAUGUAGGAAUAUUAUCAAACAUGUGAAUUUGUGCACUUUAGUUUUUUAUAUUUCACUUUGCAAGACUAGUUUUAUGGCCUAUGAUUGAGUAAAAAUAUAAAUGUUUGUGUGCCAUGCAUCUGAAACUGUACAUGACAUGCCAUGUGUCUGAAACUGUACAUGACAUAGAGUCAUAAAACGUUAGAUGAUAUAUAUAUGUCAUGUGAAGUUGUGUACCUGGUGUUCUCUUUAGUAUUUCACUUAGCUAGGCCAGAGUUGUGGUCCUUCACUUAGUGAAAAAUGCAUAUAAAGGGCUUAAAAGUUUGUGUAUUUUCACAUAGAGUCAUGAAACAAUGAACAGUGACAGGGGUGGGGAUACCUGUGUCCUAUUGAUUCACGUCAAGUUUUACAUAAAUUGAUCAUGUCUUCCUCUGUCAGAUGCCAAAAAUAAAUUUAAUAGUUCAAAUAUAAAACCUUUAUUUGAUGAUUCUUAUGCAUUUGACAUUUGUUUACAAUAACAACUUAGUGACAGGAACAGCCAGAUUAUAACAUUAGUCAUGAUUUGUCUCGAAUCACUUGCUUAGCAUGAAUCUAAGUUAAGAUAAUGCGAUCACCAAAUGUU